CGCUAGGUAACUGACGUGUGAGUGAGUCAGUUGAUCAAAAUGCCACGAAGAGGAGGCGGAGGACGACGUUCUGCUAGUGGGACGCGUCAGAGACAGUACAGGUUACCCGCAGAACGACCGAGCAGCUCAGUUGCUCAGAGUCAUCCACAGCAACCUGGACAACAGUCUUCAAGACCCGGACUUCUAGGACAGUUUGCUUCGACGGCGGCAGGAGUUGCUGUAGGACAUGCAGUGGGUGAAGCUAUUGUGGGUUCAUUUUCGAACCACUCUGAUACUUCAGCACAAACGAGUGCACCGCAAUCGUUUAGCCAAGCCAACGGUGACCAACACCAGCAGAUGCCGUGUCAACUUGAGCUCCAACGUUUCAUGAAGUGUGCAGAGAAUCAGUCUGAUUUGACGUUUUGUGAACAGUUUCAUCAGUCAUUCAAAGACUGCAAAAUGCUAUACAACAUUCAGUGAAAGAAAAUGGAAAUUAUGGAUUCAAGUGAACUUAGAGAUCUGGUAUAUUCUGAUAGCGUACUGUGAACUUGGAAAAUUUUUGUAAGCAGUGAAUUACAAUGAUGAGCAUUUAUUGAAAACAGAA
Messenger RNA from Corticium candelabrum, 583 nucleotides. RefSeq names its product hemiasterlin resistant protein 1-like. Gene Ontology annotation, biological process: mitochondrion organization. Bases 40 to 459 code for a protein of 139 amino acids. The record is from RefSeq and is a predicted model, not a curated record. The transcript is spliced from 4 exons. Lineage: Eukaryota; Metazoa; Porifera; Homoscleromorpha; Homosclerophorida; Plakinidae. Gene Ontology annotation, cellular component: mitochondrion; nucleus.